Populus euphratica (Euphrates poplar) is the source of this 1315-nucleotide messenger RNA. Its product is annotated as mitochondrial uncoupling protein 1-like. The record is from RefSeq and is a predicted model, not a curated record. NCBI's taxonomy places the organism in Eukaryota, Viridiplantae, Streptophyta, Magnoliopsida, Malpighiales, Salicaceae. The coding region runs from base 132 to 1049 and encodes 305 amino acids. Gene Ontology annotation, biological process: transmembrane transport. The transcript is spliced from 10 exons.
AUUGAGUAGUGGGGUGCAAAAGAAUAAAUGAGGGAUGACGAUGAAUAGCAGAAGUGAACAAGACAAAUCAAAAAAGAACCAUUUGCGCCACCUGCGGCUUGGCUCGAGUUGCUAAAAUAAUUGAAGCAAAGAUGGUGGCCGAUUCCAAAGGUAAAUCCGAUAUCUCCUUCGCCGGAACUUUUGCCAGUAGUGCUUUUGCCACUUGUUUGGCUGAGAUAUGCACAAUUCCGUUGGACACUGCAAAGGUUAGGCUGCAGUUACAAAAGUCGGCUGUUGCAGGGGAUGGAUUGGCCUUGCCAAAAUACAGGGGUAUGUUGGGCACGGUUGCUACCAUUGCUAGGGAAGAAGGGUUGUCAGCGCUUUGGAAAGGAAUUGUACCUGGAUUGCAUCGACAAUGUGUUUUUGGAGGGUUAAGAAUUGGGUUAUACGAGCCGGUUAAGAACUUUUAUGUGGGCAGUGACUUUGUUGGAGAUGUUCCUUUGACCAAGAAGAUUCUUGCUGCACUUACUACCGGUGCCAUUGGAAUCACUGUGGCAAAUCCAACUGAUCUUGUGAAAGUUAGACUUCAGGCUGAAGGGAAAUUACCACCUGGUGUACCAAGGCGCUAUUCUGGAGCUUUGAAUGCAUACUCAACGAUUGUGAGACAGGAAGGAUUUGGGGCGCUCUGGACUGGGAUUGGACCCAAUGUAGCAAGAAAUGCUAUUAUAAAUGCUGCUGAACUGGCCAGCUAUGAUCAAGUGAAGCAGACAAUUUUGAAAAUUCCUGGAUUCACAGAUAAUAUUGUCACUCAUCUUUUUGCUGGUCUGGGAGCUGGUUUUUUCGCUGUUUCUAUCGGUUCCCCAGUGGAUGUGGUCAAGUCGAGAAUGAUGGGAGAUUCUGCAUACAAAAGCACACUUGAUUGUUUCAUCAAGACUUUGAAGAAUGAUGGCCCGCUCGCUUUCUAUAAGGGCUUUAUUCCAAAUUUUGGAAGGCUGGGAUCUUGGAAUGUGAUAAUGUUUCUAACUUUAGAGCAGGCAAAGAAAUUUGUCAGAAACUUGGAAUCAUCUUGAGCUUCAACAUGAUGGCGAAGCUACAAUGCAUGGGGAUGAUGGAAGUAGUCCCUAUAACAAUAAGUUCCUCGUCUGUCAUUUCUCUUGUUUAGAUGAGGAGUCCUGCAAGGGAAAUCAUAGUAACUCAAAAAAGCUUUGAAAUAAUUUUUUGGUACUCGAUUUUUCAUACUUCUUGAUUUGCCUUCUUGGGUCCUAAUUGUUUCCUUUUCGUAAAAGGAUUGAACUUGGAAUUAUCAUAGAACGAACUUGUUGCCUUGUUUUUUUUU